AUGGCAACAAAAAAAAUCGAACAAAACCACGAGCACGGCCCCGAACGGUCGGUCACCAACGCAGCCGGCGGUAACCCGAGCGACAUCGAAGGCCAAGGGCCAGAAAACGAGACUUCGAAUCCAUCCCAAACUUCAAACGAGAUCCCCCAAGCGCACAACACCACCGAAGUCAUGGGAAAGCCCGGCCAGCAACCACGGGUCGUCGAGUUCGCACCGGGGGACCCGGAGAAUCCAAUGAACUGGUCGCCUGCCCGGAAGUGGUUCAUCACCUUCAUCGUCACGACAUCCAUUCUAGCCAUUACACUGACCUCGUCCGCCUACUCGUCGUCAGGACCGGAGGUCAUAGCCGAGUUCAACUCCAACUCUGAAAUAUUCGCCUUGGGUAUCGCUCUGUUUGUGCUAGGCUUUGCGGUAGGACCGGCCUUUUGGGCGCCGCUUUCCGAGUUGUACGGCCGUCAGAUUCUGUUUGUCACCACUCACGCUGUGGUUGUGGCGUUUGUGGCAGCUUCGGCGGGUUGCAACUCGAUGGCCUCGCUGCUGGUGUUUCGAUUCCUGUCGGGUACCUUUGGGGCUUCACCGAUGACCAACUCGGGUGGUGUGAUUGCCGACCUGUUCCCACCGGCCCAGCGUGGUCUCGCCAUGACCAUCUUUGCGGCUGCUCCCUUCAUGGGCCCCGUUCUCGGUCCCGUGAUCGGAGGCUUCAUCACCAUGACUAUCGGCUGGCGCUGGGUCCACGGCGUCUGUAGCAUCUUCAUCGGGGUUAUCUGGAUCGCUGGGUCACUGCUACUCCCGGAGACAUACGGGCCAGUCCUGUUGCAAAGAAAAGCCAAGGCUCUUACGAAGGAGACCGGAUACCCCCACGUCAGCGUGCUCGAGGUGCAAGCCAAGACCUCGAAACCAUCCGAAAUCUUUAGCCGGGCCCUGAAACGGCCUUGGAUUCUUCUCUUUCUCGAACCCAUCGUCCUCAUCUCAUCAACGUACCUCGCCAUUCUCUAUGGCAUCAUAUACAUGUUUCUAGGCGCCUUCCCCAUCGUGUACCAACAGCAGCGCGGCUGGAGCCCCGGCAUCGGCGGUCUGGCCUUUUUGGGCCUCGCAGUGGGCAUGAUCAUCGGCCUGGCCUACACCAUCUACGACAACAAACGGUACACCAAGCUCGGCAAGACAGCCACCCCAGAGUCUCGACUGCCCCCAGCUCUGAUCGGAGCCCUUGUACUACCAGCAUCCAUGUUCGCAUUCGCGUGGACCAACAAUCCCGGCAUCCACUGGUCAGCCAGCAUCAUCCUCUCGGCACCCUUCGGCUUCGGUUGUGUUCUCGUCUUUCUCUCCUGUCUCAACUAUCUCCUUGACGCCUACACGUUGUACGCCGCGUCCGUGCUAGCGGCGGGCGCUAUUCUCCGGUCAUUGUUCGCGACCGCUUUCCCGUUGUUUGUGAGCAAAAUGUACGCCAACCUCGGUAUUCACUGGGCGAGUUCGAUCCCGGCGUUCCUGACGGUGUUGUGCAUGCCGUUUCCAUUCCUAGCGUACAAGUAUGGCGCCGCAAUAAGGAUGAAAUGCAAGUAUGCUGCGGAGGCCGCGUUGAUGCUGGCGAAGAUGCGUGGUGCUGAGUCAGCCGGUAGUGCCGAGGAAGAGAAGUAG
Dichotomopilus funicola is the source of this 1635-nucleotide messenger RNA. RefSeq names its product major facilitator superfamily domain-containing protein. Gene Ontology annotation, cellular component: plasma membrane. The transcript has a single exon. Gene Ontology annotation, molecular function: transmembrane transporter activity. The coding region runs from base 1 to 1635 and encodes 544 amino acids. Lineage: Eukaryota; Fungi; Ascomycota; Sordariomycetes; Sordariales; Chaetomiaceae. Gene Ontology annotation, biological process: transmembrane transport. The record is from RefSeq and is a predicted model, not a curated record.